AAGAGCUGAAGCGUUUCCGCUUGGGAGUUUAAAAAAAAAAGAAGCGAAUUUGGAGAGAAUAAAUCCGUUUAUCUUUAAAUCCUGAGAAAUACACAAACACGUGAUGCCCACAGAAGACUCCAGUGGCUGUCAAAAGACUUUCAGGACACCUGAUGAUGUCACCAGUUCUUCACAAAUGAAGGAAGAUCUUCACCCUUGCUCAGUUUAUGCAAAUAGAUUUACUUCCCAGAAUAAACUCCAAGUCCACCAGCACAUUCACACAGGAGAGAACCCAUAUCAGUGCUCAGAUUGUGGAAAGAGUUUCAAACGAAUAAGUCAUCUCCAAAUCCACCAGCGCAUUCACACUGGAGAGAGGCCAUAUCACUGCUCAGAUUGUGGAAGAAGUUUCAAACAAGCAAGCGAUCUCCGCAAACACCAGCGCAUUCACACAGGAGAGAAGCCGUACCGCUGUUUACAGUGUGGAAAGAGCUUUGCUUUAUUGGGUACUCUCCAAAUACACCAGCGCAUUCACACAGGAGAGAAACCCUAUCACUGCUCAGAUUGUGAAAAAAGUUUCAAACAAACAGGUGAUCUCCGAAAACACCAGCGCAUUCACACAGGAGAAAAGCCGUAUCGCUGCUCUAAUUGUGGAAAGAGUUUCAAUCAAAUAAGUCAUCUCCAGACACACCAGCGCAUUCACACAGGAGAGAAACCGUAUCACUGUUCGCAUUGUGGAAUGAGCUUUGCUCAUACAUCUACUCUCCAGACACACGAGUGCAUUCACACAGGAGAGAAGCCGUAUCACUGUUUACAGUGUGGAAGGAGCUUUGUUCAUGCAAACGCUCUCCAAACACACCAGCGCAUUCAUACAGGAGAGAGGCCAUAUCAUUGCUCAGAUUGUGGAAAGAGUUUCAAUGUCUCAAGUAAUCUCCGAAAACACCAGCGCAUUCAUAGUGGAGUGAGACCAUAUCACUGCUCAGAUUGUGGGAAGAGUUUCAAUCAGACAAGUUCUCUCCGAAAACACCAACGCAUUCACACAAAAUAGAAGCCGUAUUACUUCUCACAGUGUGGAAUCUGUUUCUCUGACCUCAGUAAUUUCAACCCACGCCAACGAAUUCACACAUGGGGAAACCAUUUGUGCUUUUUACCCUCCAGCGUCAUCUCGAAACACACCAACGCAUCCAUACAGGAGAGAAGCCAUAUCCCUGCAUACAAUAUGAAAAAUUUUACUUGCAUAAGAAGAUUCCAAAAAACCUCAAAUUCACGAGACCAUACCAGUGUUGAGGAGUGGAAGGAGAGCAUGUUCCAUACUGACUCCUGAGCACCCUGAGGACCUUUUAUGGUUUUUUUCCUUCCUAUUUGUGGAGGUUCCACCCCUUGGAGACACAGGACUUGUGCAUACUGUGUAUUUUGCAAAGCCUUCAGCAUUUGGUCAGAAUUAAAGAUUAACAAAACCCAAAAAUAAACUCCUUUAGACUGACAGAUAACAUGCAAACAAAACAUGUUUGAGUGUUCAUAUUUGUACCUGUGUACUUUGUACACAUUUUAUUUGAGAACAACAAAAAAAUGUCCCUGCGCACUGCCAUCUCGGUCUCUUCCACGGACAAAUAGCGCAGUCCAAGUCCAAAUCGUGACGUCACCUACACACUACAUGACUUACCGAGACUAGUGGAUAUUGUCGACACAUUGCUUUUAAAUUGUCAACAACUUUAAAGGUGCCAAGGGUCAAGCAUUUGGGUAUAAAAAUAAGCCUGAUCAUUUUAUGAGAUGUGCUUUUGUUUGUUUUUAGUCACUGAAAAAAAGCGAUCUUUUUAGAUGGCAAGAAUCAUGUUGCUAUGGCACUUGUAUCUGUGUGUUCUCUAGCCGAGUAAGAUUUAAACUUCAUAAAAGUGAAGCCUUUUGAUAUGUGGAUUUUGUUUCCAGUAAAAAAAAAAAAAAAAAUGGUUACAAAGAAUUUUAUACUUUUAGCCUUUAUUUGUCUUUCACAUAUACUAGUGUAUCUCACAUUAGAAUAUCAUGAAAAGUUCAUUUUUCCAGAAUUUAAUUCAAAAAGGUAAAAUUUCAUAUCUAUAUUCAUUACAUAUACAGUGAAAUAUUUUAAGUAUUUUGUUUUAAAUGCUUAUAGCUCAUGAAAGUCAGAAAGCCAGUAUCUCAAAAUAUUAGAAUUUCAUUUUGAGUAAAAUAAUAUCAAAUACCCUGCAUCUCUUGGUCCAGUUCAGUACACACAACCACAAUCAUAGGGAAGACUGCUGGCUUGUUCAGAAGACACCCUUAUACUCUAUACACGCUUCAAAGCCUUGGCUUCAGACAGCCCAUCACUACCUUUCGUAGCAUGCAGCCAAUGAGGUAUGUAUUGUCCAUAGUUUAAUUUUGUCAAAUUCAUUCCAAGUGCAGUGCAUGCUUUCAUUUUAUGUUUAGCUAAUAUAGUUUGUGUGUAUUAGUUUUCAUGGUGAAUUAGGGAGAAGUGUUCAAUAAACCUGCUGCAAGAGAA
Neoarius graeffei (lesser salmon catfish) is the source of this 2470-nucleotide messenger RNA. RefSeq names its product zinc finger protein 239-like. The record is from RefSeq and is a predicted model, not a curated record. The transcript has 2 exons. Lineage: Eukaryota; Metazoa; Chordata; Actinopteri; Siluriformes; Ariidae. Gene Ontology annotation, biological process: regulation of immune system process; regulation of cytokine production; negative regulation of transcription by RNA polymerase II. The coding region runs from base 104 to 1024 and encodes 306 amino acids.